GCUCACCUGACUGCGGGCGUGUGCCUCCGCUGGUCGGGUCCGCGCCCCUCGCUGCUGGCCCGCCUGGCGCCCCGCCUCACCGGCCACCAGGCGGCAGUGGGCCUGUGGGCGCUGGCGGCGCAGCAGCUGCUGGCGGUGGGGGAGGGGGAGGGGGAGGAGGGGCAGGAGGAGGGAGAGCUGGAGGAGGGUGGGAGCGAGGGCGAAGACCAGUUCCAAGAUGGCAGUGAUGAUAAUGAUGAUGACGAGGAGGAGGAGGAGGAAGAGGAAGGAGAGGACGCCAGCUACAACAACAGCAGCAGCAGCAGAGGCUCGUUGGACAGCUUCCUGGCUUCAGUGGACUGCUUAGUGCGCCGUCUGGCAGAGGUGGCUGCCUCAACCGCCCCCCGCUCCCCCUCCUCCCCUCCGCCCCCCUCCCUGGAUCCCGGUGUCGCACUCAUAGUGGCGGAGGCGCUAGCCCUGCUGCUCGCCUCACCCGCACCCGCAGUCAGGGGGGCAGCGGAGGCGCACCUCGCCACCGCUGCUACUACGACACCAACACGCACGACAGCUCAUAGGAACGGGGUGACGAUGACAAGGGCUGCCGGCAGCAGCAGCAGCGGCAGCAGCAGCAGCAGCAGCGGCUGUCUAGCCCAAGCGGGCCUGGUAGGCCCCCUGGUCUCCACCUGGCGUGCAGCGCUGCGUCGGCGGCACCCGCAGCAGGCGGCGGUGGCGGCGGCGGCUCGGCAGCUGGGCUUCACGCCUCGGCUACUGGUGACGCACCCGCUGUUUCCGCUGGCACUGACGGCGGCGGUGGAGCUGAGGCCGGCGGAGGUGAUGACUCCGCAGCGGCAGCAGGGGCGGCAGCAGCGGCGGGGUGCGGUGGUGUUGCUGGCGGAGGCGGCGGACUUUGCGAGCAACUCUGCGGGGCAGCCGCUGGGGCCGCUGUUCGCCUCGGUGCAGCUGCUCAGGGAGCGCGGCUGGCGUGUGGCGGUGCUGGUGGCUCAGCGCUGGCAGCAGUUGGGCAGUGCGGCGCGGAGGACUGCGUACCUGGCGCAGCUGCUGCAGGCGGCAGGGGUGGGGCUGGAGGAGGAGGAGGGGCAGGUGGAGCAGCAGCAGGAGGUGGAGCAGGAGGGGUUGUAUUAGAUGAUGAGGCCUGCGGGAGCAACAGCCGCGGCAGCAGCGGGUGCUGCCAAGGUAGCGAUAGGGGCAGGGUCGGCACGCCUCAUUCCAAUAGCUACAUGCGUUGGGGAGACAAGCAUGUGACACCCGAUGCUGGGGGAAUUCAUAACAGCCUCGUUUUAGACAGUUUCAUCCAUUGCUAGGUUGAGGGUUUGUUUGGGAGGCGGAAAGUGUUCACAUGUAAGGGCUGAGUGGCAGGUGGGGAUUGCCAACAGGCGUCCACAGGCGCAACAGCGUUGCGUUGGAUGUUGGCUUCGGUUGUAUUGCGGUGGGAGGAAGUGUGAAAGGUUGUGUGAACGGCAGGAUGGCGCACGUGGUUCUCGCCACCUGAACGCUAGCCCUUAUAUAGCAGCCGGGUUUGAGACGCCAGACACUGACCCAGGCAUCCACCCCUAGCUUGUUAGCUGUACACCGGGGGCGUUAACGCAGCUUGAUCGGUGGGUGGUAUAGCUUGGUGCCUGGUGACAUUGAAUAAAUAGAUCCUCUCUACCGAGAUGCACGAAUGAGGUAGGAGGGGAGCACUGAGACUGUAUCGGCCCA
Messenger RNA from Astrephomene gubernaculifera, 1698 nucleotides. The record is from the annotation of a GenBank genome assembly. Lineage: Eukaryota; Viridiplantae; Chlorophyta; Chlorophyceae; Chlamydomonadales; Astrephomenaceae.